CCCCACCUGAAUCAGACACAACUAAUUUCUGAAUACAAGCCUGUAGAGAUACAGCACUUCUUGAGUGGUUGCAGGUGAGCUGGGGUCCUUUUUUAGGUGGUGCGUCACAAAACUGCUGCUUAAUUCAGAUCUGAUCACGUGCAAGCCAGAUGAAGUACCCCCACCACCAAAAGUUUCAAAACAGGCGAUCUUUUUUAAAGUUUGUACCUCCCCCCACUACUACCAUGGCUUCUGUUAAUUGCAGCUCAGAGGGCCGCAGGUGGCAGGAGCAGGGGACUAGGUUUCCAUUGAACGAUCUACUACCAUGUACAGAGGUUGAUCACUGGUUUCUGAAGCUAUUGGGGUGCGGUCAGGAUCUUACCGCAGCCGGUAGCACGUGACCGCACGUGCAACUAUAUCAACCGCAGGCGUUAGAUGUAUAUACCUGCAACCUGCUCAUUUCUGGUCUUGUGUUCUCCUGCUGGUUUCUUUAAUGUUAUGGGACUGACUUACAGGCAGCCUAUAUC
Messenger RNA from Aspergillus alliaceus, 506 nucleotides. RefSeq lists its product as uncharacterized. Bases 150 to 380 code for a protein of 76 amino acids. NCBI's taxonomy places the organism in Eukaryota, Fungi, Ascomycota, Eurotiomycetes, Eurotiales, Aspergillaceae. The transcript is spliced from 2 exons. The record is from RefSeq and is a predicted model, not a curated record.